Pelobates fuscus (common spadefoot toad) is the source of this 1653-nucleotide messenger RNA. Its product is annotated as granzyme A-like. The transcript has 5 exons. Gene Ontology annotation, molecular function: serine-type endopeptidase activity. Lineage: Eukaryota; Metazoa; Chordata; Amphibia; Anura; Pelobatidae. The record is from RefSeq and is a predicted model, not a curated record. The coding region runs from base 7 to 792 and encodes 261 amino acids. Gene Ontology annotation, biological process: proteolysis.
GCAAGAAUGGGUUUCUUCUACAUAUGCUACACAUCUGCUUUGUUUCUUUUUAUAGCCUUUUCUAAAGGAGAUUCCACGGAAAUCAUUGGAGGGAAGAAAGCUAAGGCCCAUUCCAGACCGUACAUGGCAUUUUUUACAGGUAGCGAUAAUUGUGGAGGGACUUUGAUUAAAACAAACUGGGUUUUAACAGCAGCGCAUUGUAAAGUUGAUGAUAAGUCAGUGGUCAUUCUGGGAGCCAAUUAUUGGAAGCAAUAUGAACGAGAACAGCAAAGGUUUUCUGUUUCCAAAAUAUUGAAAUAUCCAGGCUUUCAAAGUCGCACACUAUCCAACGAUUUUCAGCUUAUACAGUUAGAUCGUCAUGCAAAGCUAGGCCCGUUUGUUUCAGUUUUUCCAUUUCCAAAGUCUACUGAUGAUAUGAAAGAAAACACUCAGUGUAACACUGCAGGUUGGGGCUACACCGUACCUAAUGUCCCACCUAAUGUCCCACAGCUAUCAAGGUAUCUACGUGAAACUAACUUAACUAUAAUUGAUAGAGCCAGCUGCCGAAGUGAAUAUAGAAAACAGAAUAUAAAAGCACUCAUAACUGAAAACAUGCUCUGUGCAAAACCAGUUGAGGACCGGAGAGAUGAUGCAUGCAUGGGUGACUCUGGCGGUCCUCUAAUUUGUGAAAAUCAACUGCGAGGAAUUGUGUCAUAUGGGGACAGCACCUGCAGUUCUAAAGUACCUACAGUUUAUACUCGACUAACAUCAAAAUAUGUGAAGUGGAUAGAGGCAAAGAUUGCUGCUUUCUAAAUCUGCAUUUCAUUCAGACUGUUUAUCAAUGCAAAUUAAAAUUAUCUUACCAGCAUCAUUGGAUAUUAUACUGUCAUUGCUUUUGCCCUUAGCCACUAUGAUGAUAUAUUUGUACGUUUACAAAUGAUAAUGUUAUAUUUUUUUCUUUUCGAACAAUGUGAUGUCUUUAGAAAUGCAAUAUGAAUUUGAUGUUGUUAAUUUAUGAUAACAUAGGCCCUUGUUGGGUCCCAAAAAGAUAUGGCAAUGGAAUCCAAAGCAAAACUGUAUAAACACACCACAAAGACUACACCCCCAAGCCACAACCAAACCUCAAAGUUUAAUUCAUGCAAAAUGUUAUGUCCCUCAUGACAUCCUACUAUACUAUACAUUGGCUGUUAAAACUACCUAUUCAUGCACCCAUCUCUUACUCAACAAGACACCAGAUCAACCCUAUCCAUCUCCUAACCACUUCAUUAGCAGUUAUAUCAAACCCUCCUCCAUCUCAUCUUUAUUAGCAAUCACCUAUCCCAAUCUUCAUUAGCAGUUACAUCACAUCCACUCAUUCAUUUUGUCCCUCACAUCAUAACAAUCACCUCACCCCACUACAUUUUUAUAGCAAUCUUGCCACUUCAUUAGCCAUUCCACCACCUCUCUCUCCCAUAAAAAAUCACAACCAUCCCUCUCUUCCUAAAUCCAUUUUGUGAAUGUGUGAAACAAGAAGCAGAAAUAUAUUUUCUCACAUCCUCCAAUUUAUCUGGUAGUCUAAUAGAGUUGAGGCAGCAGAGGUCUUAGUACAAGUUUUUAUCAGUGCUUCUCUGCAUGGUUGUUUAUUUGAGGUGCCAGCUAUAGAAGGAGGUAGACAUAUGAUGCAAUAUGCUCCAC